Molecule: messenger RNA, 869 nt
Organism: Nannochloropsis gaditana CCMP526
Exons: 3
Coding region: 141-869 (242 amino acids)
Source: RefSeq, a predicted model, not a curated record
CAGGAAAGGCGAGGUGGUAUCCCACAAGCAAACCCCUCAUCUUGCCGUCGAGACGAGUUUAUUCCUUCAUCACCGCACACGUUUGCUCAUGCACGUGUUUCACGGCAAUUUGUAGAGGUUAUUUUUGAGACCUAAUUUUCAUGUCUGGCCCCUCCGGCUCCCGUCAACCCCCUCAGACGUUGGAAGAAACGCAUAUUGGCGGUGGCAAACGGAGGCGCGGCCCCAUGCCUGAAGACCCGUCCGGACAACUUCAUAUGCAAGAACCCGGUGCACAGCAUGUGCAGCAAAGUCAAGGAUUGUACAGGAACGCAACGUGCCCCGAGUACAACUGGCCCCGUUCAUCCCAUGAUGCGGGAGGAGGAGGAGGCGGGGGAGGGAAAGCGAGCGAUUUGACGGGCCGGACCGUUGACGGCUCGCACUUAGGUCGGCUGAAUAUGUCAGGGGAUCAUGUCUUGCCGCACUCGAUGGGAAGAGAAGGGAGGCCGAAUCGAAGCGGGGGAGGAGAGGAGUAUGGAUGGGGGUCUUCCACGCAGGAAAGCUUCCCGCCUCCUCACCCCCGCCACGCCGGGCAGGCGGUAGGUUCGACGGCCGAGACCCCAUCGCGCGGCGUCGGGGAGGGGGGAAGGGACGAGGUUGAAUUAUGGCGCGAACGACGUGGUGAUGGGGUCGAAGGCCCUCCCACGACACGGUCGGCUCCAUGCUCUACCCACCCUCCUCCUUCCCCGCCUCCUACCCCUCCGCCCUCCCCAGCUUUGCCUCGUCGGAGCGUUGCCCUCUGGGCGGGCUGGGCAGCACGCAUCCUCACGAACUUCCGCCCCACCAUUCCCAGCAACAACAGCAGCCCUCCCUGUCUCCCAACACGUGUGUAG